AUGGUGCUCAACAUCUGGGUGACUUCUCCGGAUACGCAUUCAGAGCGACGUAUAGACCCACAUAUAACGGUUGAGCAACUCAAGAUCAAACUCGAGCCAAUAACAGGUAUACCAGCCGCCAACCAACGCCUCACCCUCUUCAACUCCGAAGCGGACUCUACGCCCGUCGCUCAGCUCUCGGAUGACUCGAAGCAGCUUGGGUUUUAUUGGUUGAGAGAUUGGCAGGUUAUCAAGGUAGAAGACACGAACCCCUCAUCGUCGUUAACGGGUCAACUAUCGGACGUGUCGCAAGUUGAGAAAUUUGAGAUGAGCGAGGCGGAGUAUGCGAAACGAUCAGACACGGUUCUGGCGUAUAAACAGCUGCACAAAGUCGGCCGGUUCGCGCCCCCACCACCUACUCCCUCUGACCCGCAAACCACCGUUGACAUUCCCCUCAACUCGCGGUGCGAAGUCGAGUCACACGAGGAAGGCCUACAUAAACGCGGUGCUGUGCGUUUCGUGGGUCCUACCAAGUUUGGUGAUGGGAAGGGUGUUUGGGUGGGUGUUGAAUAUGAUGAGCCUAUGGGGAAGAAUGAUGGGUCGGUACAAGGAGAACGUUAUUUCACUUGUCGACCGAAUUACGGUGCUUUUGUGCGUCCGGAGAAGGUCAAGGUUGGGGAUUAUCCUGUUGAGGAACUUGAUUUGGAGGAUGAGGAGAUUUGA
This is a messenger RNA of Laccaria bicolor S238N-H82, 702 nucleotides long. RefSeq lists its product as uncharacterized. Gene Ontology annotation, biological process: post-chaperonin tubulin folding pathway; cytoplasmic microtubule organization; tubulin complex assembly. Bases 1 to 702 code for a protein of 233 amino acids. Lineage: Eukaryota; Fungi; Basidiomycota; Agaricomycetes; Agaricales; Hydnangiaceae. The transcript is spliced from 5 exons. Gene Ontology annotation, molecular function: microtubule plus-end binding; alpha-tubulin binding. The record is from RefSeq and is a predicted model, not a curated record. Gene Ontology annotation, cellular component: cytoplasm; nucleus; microtubule plus-end.